AUGCAGGCUGACUCAAUUGAAGAGCCGCCCACAGAAUAUACAUCACUUUUGCCGAAACCGCUCGACGAGGAAAGCUGUAACGACCGAAGUGUUUACCGCGAAGAUGAGAGCGUUCCUCAGAGUCGUCUUAUACUCGCUGAAUUUUGGAUCCUGCUCAAGGGAUCGAUACCGGUUAUUCUAGCCUACACGCUGCAAAACAGCCUUCAAACCGUCUCCGUACUAGUUGUCGGCCGCAUAUCGCCGGAGGAUCUUGCCACCAGUGCCUUUUCGUUUAUGUUUGCCAUGAUCACGGCCUGGAUGAUUGCCCUCGGUGGAACGACAGCGGUGGAUACGUUGGCUUCUUCAAGUUUCACGGGCAGUUCAAAUACACAUGACCUGGGUAUAUUGUUGCAGCGAGGAUUCUUUGUGCUCGGGCUGUUUUACAUUCCGGUUGCUAUUCUAUGGGCUUGUUCGGAGCCGGUAUUUCUCUUUCUGGGACAGGAUCCGGCUCUGUCUAGAGAAAGCGCGAGGUUUCUGACGUGUUUGAUCCCUGGAGGGCUCGGAUAUAUCUUUUUCGAGUUGAUGAAGAAAUAUCUCCAGGCACAAGGAAUCAUGCGGCCGGGGACGUAUGUGCUCUUGAUCACAUCGCCAGUCAACGCAGCUUUGAACUACAUAUUGUGCUAUACCUUCAAGAUUGGUCUGCUCGGAGCUCCCCUAGCGACCAGUAUCUCAUACUGGCUCUCUUUCUUCCUGCUCGUCCUCUAUGUACGGUUUAUAGAUGGCUCCAGAUGCUGGGGUGGAUGGUCCCGCGAGACCUUUCAGAAUUUGGGUAUCUUUGCCCAGUUGGCAAGUCUCGGAAUAGUGCACGUCGGGAGCGAAUGGUGGGCCUUUGAGAUAGUCGCCUUAGCAGCUGGACGACUGGGAACGAUCCCACUGGCCGCACAGAGCGUAAUCAUGACGGCAGACCAAAUCCUAAACACGAUACCAUUCGGCGUCGGGGUAGCCACCUCAGCAAGAGUAGGCAAUCUCCUUGGCCUUCGCAGUAUGUCCGGUGCAGCACGAGCGGCGAACACAGCGGCAUGGCUCAGCAUGUUCCUGGGGGGCUUGGUUUUGGCCGUGCUGAUGGGCACCCGGAACCACUUUGCGAAGUUAUUCAACGACGAUGAUCGGGUGGUCCGUCUCACGGCCGAAGUGUUACCACUAGUGGCCAUGUUCCAGAUCGCAGACGGCCUUAACGGAAGCUGCGGCGGUAGUCUUCGCGGAAUGGGCCGGCAACAUGUGGGCGCAUUGGUGAACCUGGUCAGUUACUACUGCGGCGCGUUGCCAUUGGGAGUCUGGCUGGCAUUUCAUGGAUGGGGAUUGCAGGGGCUAUGGGCGGGACAAUGUAUCGCGUUGUAUCUGGUGGGGAUGAUGGAGUGGGCGAUAGUUGCUUUGAGCAAUUGGAAUGUCGAGGUGGAUAAGGCGUUUAAGCGGAUGGAAGGUACGCAGUAG
Molecule: messenger RNA, 1470 nt
Organism: Aspergillus ruber CBS 135680
Lineage: Eukaryota; Fungi; Ascomycota; Eurotiomycetes; Eurotiales; Aspergillaceae
Product: MATE family efflux transporter
Exons: 3
Coding region: 1-1470 (489 amino acids)
Biological process (GO): xenobiotic detoxification by transmembrane export across the plasma membrane
Cellular component (GO): membrane
Molecular function (GO): xenobiotic transmembrane transporter activity; antiporter activity
Source: RefSeq, a predicted model, not a curated record